AUGGCUGCCGGCAACGGCAACAACCACAACCAGACUGCAGAGGAGCAAUGGUCCAGCCUCCCCAACGAUCUUGUAAGCACGGUGUACGCCAGAUUCGCCUCCCCGCGUGACCGCCUCCGCUUCGCCGCCGUGUGCACUUCAUGGCGCGCCGUAGCCCUGACGUGCCCACCACGGCAUGUCCUCCCAUGGCUGAUGCUCGAUCCGCGCGGUGGCGACAAGACGAAGCGAGUGUACAGCCCCGAAGAUGGCAUGGUCCUGCCUCGUAUCCCGAUCCCCAUCGAGGCUGCUGACGGGCGUUUCGUCGGCGGUUAUGAGGGCGGCUGGGUUGCCUCGUCCGACUUCCCGCUUGGGAUCAUCAACUUGUUUUCAGGUACUGAGGUGGUAUAUUCUUCUGAGCAAAGGAGAAUCAUCCUUACUCGUGCGCAGGAGAGCACCGGUAGCCUGCUAGUCAUGCGGAAGGUCAUCUUCUCGGCGGCGCCGACAUCAGGUGGUUGCAUCAUCGCUGCCAUCACCGAUAGGCAUGGUCUUGCGCUCUCUAGGGCUGGCUGCCCGGAAGGCAGGUGGACCACGCGAGAAUUUCAUGUAAGCCAACGUGAACAAGAGAGAUAG
Lolium perenne is the source of this 609-nucleotide messenger RNA. RefSeq names its product putative F-box protein At4g22660. NCBI's taxonomy places the organism in Eukaryota, Viridiplantae, Streptophyta, Magnoliopsida, Poales, Poaceae. The record is from RefSeq and is a predicted model, not a curated record. Gene Ontology annotation, molecular function: protein binding.